This is a messenger RNA of Chironomus riparius, 1536 nucleotides long. Lineage: Eukaryota; Metazoa; Arthropoda; Insecta; Diptera; Chironomidae. The record is from the annotation of a GenBank genome assembly.
AUGGUCGUGCAAACUAAGUUAUGUCAAUCAUCUGAAAAUGUAGAGCUAGCUGAGACACAAGAAAGCUCUAAUUCUGUGGAUGUUAUCAUGAAGGAUUUUGUUGACAAAUUUUUCCAACCAGCUAUCGAAAAUAUCAAAGAAAAUACUGAUGAGAAAAUUGAGGAACAGCAGAUUAAGAAGAUUUGCAGGAACUUAUUAGAAGAUUGUGCAAGAACUCAAUACUCUAAUGACACAACUCCAUCAAUAUUAAAAUCUUCAAUUAAAACAGAUUCUGAUGCAAAUGAUGAAACUGACAGUGGAACAAGCUUACUUCAUCAAGCAUUAAAAAGAAAAAGAACAGAAUCGGAAGCAGAAAAUUUAUACAAAAGACAGUUCUUCAUAACAACUGCCACAAAUAAUUUUAUCAACACUCCAGUCGCAUCAACUGUAACUACACAGCAGAAACCAACAGCAUCUUUGUUGACUUCAGCAUUAACAUCUCCACCUAAAGCUAUGAGGCACACGAACAAUCCUUCUCGUCCAAUAUUCCAUUUAAUACCAGCUAAUAGAAAUUUGAAAUCUACACAUGUGGAGCUGUUAAAUCUUUUGAAACAAAAUUCAUCACUGCCAGCAAUUAAAACGGAACCUUCUAAAAUCAUUGUAACAUCAUCUACAUCUACAACAACAUCGGACAUGAUUCAAACGCCGAUAAUAGAGAGAAAAAUGGAAGACUUAAAUCUCGAAAUAUCACAGGAAGUACUAGAUACAAUAAUUGUCCAAAGAUCACCAGAUGAGCUGGAGGAUUUAAUGCAGGCUAGCGAAGGAAAUGAGCGAACGCUUCGGCGUAAAAGAAGUAAAUCAGAAGACGCUAUGCAUUCCAUAAAUAAUAAAGUGAUUAAGAAAAGAAAACUAAGCUCAAGUACUAUAGAAUUUAAGACUGAGAAGGAUGUCAAGAAAUUUUAUCUCAAUAUCAAUAAGAAUGUAAAAGUAAAGCCUACAUUACUGGAAACAAUUUUCGAGAAAGACGAGUCGCUAGAGGAAGAGACAUUUAGAAAAGACUUAGGACGUGCAACAAAGCGUACAAUAAAUGUUUGUGAUGGUUUUAAUAUCAAUAAGUCGCUCAUUAAAAAGCGUAAAAACCUUAUCAAGAAGAAUUGGGGAAGUCGAAAGAAGCCACGGAAAGUGGCAUUGAAAAAAUUCAAAGAGGAAUUCCAAAAGAAGAUGGAAUUAGUAAGCAUGUCGUCGGAUUAAGUUGUACAUGAACAGGAUCGUAUAGAAAUGUAUGGAUGGGAAGGAUGGAAUGGGAAACACGCCAAAAUGAUAUUUAUUUAAAUGUCAUGCAAAGGUAAUAUUUUCUCUCUUAUGCUCUCUUAAAAAGGCGCAAAAUUAUCAUUUCAUUUCUCGUUCUUGUCUUCAUUCAUGUCAACGUUGACGACGACUGUUAAUUUAAAACUACAUAAAGGUGGUGUAGCUGAUGAAAAUGUUCCUUUUAAUAUUUCUUCUUUUCCUUCUUUUUCUCUUUAAAAAAAUGUAUACGAAGCGCACUUUCAAAUUAUC